Nematostella vectensis (starlet sea anemone) is the source of this 1645-nucleotide messenger RNA. Its product is annotated as partner of Y14 and mago. Lineage: Eukaryota; Metazoa; Cnidaria; Anthozoa; Actiniaria; Edwardsiidae. Gene Ontology annotation, molecular function: RNA binding. Gene Ontology annotation, biological process: exon-exon junction complex disassembly. The record is from RefSeq and is a predicted model, not a curated record. The transcript has a single exon. The coding region runs from base 231 to 773 and encodes 180 amino acids. Gene Ontology annotation, cellular component: exon-exon junction complex; cytoplasm.
UUUACCGACUACUUAUCGACUGGUCCUCUUGAAAAAAAUAAAUGGUGGGCAAUAAACGCUCACAUAUUGUUUCACUUUUUGUAUCAUCUUUAUAACUCUUUUUAUUGCAUGUUUGUAUUUGUCUGUAUUCAGAGCCGCUGGAAAGUUUGACUUUUCGUAAAUUCUCAAAAAUUCACGACUUAAAAUCGACUAAGUUUGAAUAUCCCGAAGGUCGGACGGAGAUUUUCAAGAUGGCGGAAGGUCGUUCUUCGAAGGUUUGUGAAGGAGAUUCGUGGAUUCCAGCGACGCAACGACCAGAUGGGACCUGGCGAAAGGCAAGGAGAGUAAAGGAUGGGUACAUUCCACAAGACGAAGUUGAAAAAUACGAAAGCAAAGGGAAACAAUGGGUCAAUUCGAUACCAAACCAGCCACCAGGAAUGGCUGUCGAACCAGUAAAAGUCUCCAAAAAUCAGAAAAAGAACGAGAGAAAGAAACAAAAAAGAAAAGAAGAGAAGGCAGGCGGUGGAAGUUGUUUAAGAGAAGUAACCACGAAACUAGAGAACGUAACGUUGAAUGCUAGUAAUAAUACUACGCCCCAGUCUUACACGAGCAACCCCGAUGAAGUGAAGGAGAAAAAGUUGAAAAACCUUAAAAAGAAACUAAGGCAGAUUGAAGAUUUGCAAAGAAAAAUAGACUCUGGAGAGAUUGUGAGCCCCGAGGCCACACAGCUUGAAAAACUGUCUAGAAGAGCUGAGGUAGAAAGGGAAAUUGAGGAGCUGGAACUGGGCUUGUGACCAAGAGGUGUAGAUUGGGCGUUAGUAUGGAUAAACCAAAUAUUGCAUGAAAUAGAAGACGGAUAUUGAGACAGCAAAUAAAAAGGGUGAUUUGGAUCUAUUAUACCAAAAUACUAAUGGUUGCUGUCAGUGGGAGGGUGAGAGGGGCAUGUUACCCCAUGUAGUGCCGCUUCUACAGGAAAGUGUCUUCAUUCAGGAAAAGGAGUGUUUUUUAUCAGCAUUAGUAUUUAUUCUAAGCCUUGAUCAAACAGAGAUUAGAGUUGACAAGAGUUGAUGAGAUUUCCAAAUCUCAUGACCAUUUGGCCAUGCACUCACACAAUCCCAUCGACUGUCAUUCAAUUUGAACAUGUUCAAAUUUGACAUCAGAGUUGUUACAUGAAUAAAACUUGACAGGAGUAUUUCGAUCAAAGCUUUUCACAAAAUGUGAAGCACAAUGUAAUUCUAGAUUUGGUGACGAAUCCUGAACUAAUUAUAGUUACACAUUCCAAAACUCAUUUCAACUCUAAUCCAAUCUCAAAAACCGUUUUAUUUCUGUGUGAGAGCUAGAAAGAGUACAACUCUCAUGGAAACAUUAUGUUUGUUAACGUUUUGAAAACUUUUGGCAAAUCAACCACAACUUAGGAUUUGGAGAGUAGAUAGAAAUUUCUGUGUUAAAACACAUCUCAUUGCAAAAAUUUCGUGCCUGCGACCAGCAUGUGUAACAGACUGGGAUAAGUUAUAGCUGACUUAUUUACUGCUGAUCAACAGUAGAAACUUUAAUUUGUGCCAUAUUUACACUCGCCAGCCAGCAGGCAAGCUCUUAGGGACAGCCCUGAAUGUAUGGCAGCUUCUUUAAUAAUGACACAAUGGAAAUAAAGCCAUUUAAUAUAUUA